AUGCUCGAACAUUAUCUUGCAAUGGCUGACCAAAUGGUCAAGCAGUACAUCGACCCAAGUCUAGACUUCCAACUACUUAUUAGCAAGGUGUUGGGCAUUGGUAUCAUCUUUGCCUCAGUCUUCCUCAAGGUUCCCCAGAUUCAAAAGCUGAUCAGCAGCAGAGACUCCACUGGUCUCUCGCCUGUCUCCAUCAUCUUGGAGACCGUGGUCUUCACAAUCUCAAUCUUGACCAGUGUUCUGCUCGCCUACCCAUUCUCGACUUAUGGUGAGAGCGUGUUCAUCUUGGCACAGAACAUCAUUGUCGUCUAUCUUGUCUUCCACUACUCCAAGAGGGUCAACGUUCAGUUCUGGGCUGGUGUCAUUGUUUACCUUGCCGCCAUUGCUGGUGUACUCCAGUUCGCUGACAGGAAGCUUUUGAUGCUUCUCCAGUCUCUCAACAUUGUGAUCUCGAUCGUCAGCAAGAUUCCUCAGAUCUUUGCCAUCUUUAGACUCAAGUCUGUUGGACAAUUGUCAUUCAUUACGACAUUCUUGCAGUUUGCUGGAAGUAUCGCUCGUAUGUUCACCAGCUACAAGGAGAUCCCAGACCCAAUUGUUUUGAUUGGAUAUGGUAUCAGCGCAAGCUUGACCUUGAUCCUCGUGUUGCAGUUCCUCAUGUACUGGAACUCAACACCAAAGAGGAUUCCAUCUGGAGCUACCAAGAAGAAGGUUCAAUAA
Acytostelium subglobosum LB1 is the source of this 714-nucleotide messenger RNA. RefSeq lists its product as hypothetical. The transcript has 5 exons. NCBI's taxonomy places the organism in Eukaryota, Evosea, Eumycetozoa, Acytosteliales, Acytosteliaceae. The coding region runs from base 1 to 714 and encodes 237 amino acids. The record is from RefSeq and is a predicted model, not a curated record.